GGGGUUGUUGCUAGGUAACCGUUUCCUGUCAGACCGAGGCCCAUUGACGUCACUUGUGGGCUGUGAUUGGCUGACGCGGCGGUUUCCGGUGAGUGCGAGGAAUAGACACCCGGAGGUGGAGGCCCAGGACACCCGGAUCACCGGGAGAGCGGUCUCCGAACACUCGAGCUACACCGAGCACAGCGCUUUCAGCUCCUGCGCCAUGGCAUCGUGCAGUACUAGCAGCGAGGAGGAUCGUAGCCUUCGGGAGUGUGAGCACUAUGUACAGAAACACAACAUUCAGCAGCUUCUCAAAGACUGCAUUGUACAGCUAUGCACGGCCCGGCCUGACAAACCCAUGGCCUUUCUCCGAGAGUACUUUGAGCGUCUGGAAAAGGAGGAAGCUAAACAGUCCAUAAACCAGCAGAAAUCAGGCUCCCGCUCGGACUCUCGGGAGGAUGAGAUCUCCCCUCCCCCACCCAUGAACCCAGUGGUAAAGGGUCGGAGACGCCGCGGGGCCAUCAGUGCUGAAGUAUACACUGAGGAAGAUGCUGCAUCAUAUGUACGCAAGGUGAUACCCAAAGAUUACAAAACUAUGGCUGCUCUGGCUAAGGCCAUAGAGAAGAAUGUUUUGUUUGCUCAUUUGGACGACAAUGAGAGGAGCGACAUCUUUGACGCCAUGUUUUCUGUGACCUAUAUUGCCGGAGAAACUGUGAUACAGCAGGGAGAUGAAGGAGAUAAUUUUUAUGUUGUCGACCAAGGUGAAAUGGAUGUGUACGUCAGCAAUGAGUGGAUGACCAGUAUUGGGGAAGGCGGCAGCUUUGGAGAACUGGCUUUGAUUUAUGGAACUCCUAGAGCCGCCACAGUGAAAGCUAAAACCAAUGUUAAGUUGUGGGGAAUAGACAGAGAUAGUUACAGACGAAUCCUUAUGGGGAGUACCUUGCGGAAACGAAAGAUGUAUGAGGAAUUUCUGAGCAAAGUGUCUAUUCUAGAAUCACUGGACAAGUGGGAACGGCUGACCGUAGCAGAUGCUUUAGAACCUGUACAGUUUGAGGAUGGGCAGAAAAUUGUGAUGCAAGGCGAGCCUGGGGAUGAGUUCUUCAUUAUCCUGGAGGGUACUGCAGCUGUGCUCCAGCGUCGCUCUGAGAACGAGGAGUUUGUGGAGGUGGGCCGACUGGGUCCUUCGGAUUAUUUUGGUGAAAUUGCCCUGCUGAUGAACAGACCCAGAGCAGCCACUGUGGUGGCUCGUGGGCCAUUGAAAUGUGUGAAGCUGGACCGCCCGCGCUUUGAACGUGUCCUGGGGCCCUGCUCCGAUAUCUUGAAGAGAAACAUCCAGCAGUACAACAGCUUUGUGUCACUGUCUGUCUGAAUCCCCCUUCUGCCCACACCCUACACUUCUGCAGAUAGCUUGUGCACCACGUCACCAUUGCACCGCUUUACCUCCACGACGCGUCACCACCGCACCCGCCACCUCCGCAGAUUGCUUGUGUGCCAUGGCACCUCCAAUCCUGUCUGUCUCAAGAUGAGGACAAGCUGGAAAUCCUCAGCCCUUUAAUUUACAAGUCCUUUUCUAUUUCCUCUUAACACUUGAGCUGCCAGUCUCUUCUGGUUGUGGAGGCAAGUACUGGUGCUGCCCAUUUUAGAUCUACAGUGAGCUGCGAGGAAGUUUGGUUAGUCAGCGACAUAUAUGACUCCGUAGCUGUUUUAAGUACAGCAAACCACUGCCUGUAGAAAAUAUUGUCAGACUGUUUGUGUCAUUGUGUAGCAGUGGUUUUCAGAUUAGAGUAGCCUCAACCAUUAAGACUAAGGUACAACACAAACAAAGCGAUGUCCAUCUUGCAUUAGUGUUAUCAUCGCAGUAUAACCCUGCAGGUCCUGUAGCCCUGGCUGACACCACAUUUCUGCACGCAUGGAAAUCUGUGACCGCUUUUCUGUGUGAAACGCCAGUGCGCUGUGUUUCUGUAAUGAGGGCAGAGCUUCAAUGUGUACCUGGCACGAAAAACUACUUGUUGCGUGGGGGCUGGCAGCUUUUACCAGUGAAGCUUUUUAUUUUUCCCUACCUUUUUAAGAAAAAAAAAAAAUAUGAUUUGUAUUUCUCAGUGCGUUUUUACUCUUUGGUCACAUACACAAUGAUAUUCUGUCUGUCUUGUUUCACAUUUCACAUAUGUAGGGACUGUCUUUGUGGAGUUCAUUACUUCAUUUCUUCUUGAAGUCUGGGUAUCAAUUGGAUCUGAAUUAAAAUAAGUUUGUGACUUGAUUAAAUAUGAUUUUAGUGGCAGUUCGGAGAGGCGGUUAUGCUUCUCUUUGGUAAUUAUCAAUGAACAUAAACAUAAUAAAUGAGCAUGCUUACCACACACCCCCCAAACCACCAGCACCACUUCCAUACUCUUGUUGAGGUUAUCCAGUAAGGUGGUUUUGUAAACUUUAGGGUUCGGCCAGUAGUCUACUGCAGUCAUUGCUAAUGAGAACUCAUGAAAAUGUUAUGUAUGGAAGGAGAUUUGUUCUGAGCUGGUUUCCUUGUGUCACUCUUCUGCAAUUUGAUUCAUUUAGCAAUUUAAUUCCUUAGGUGACUGGGGAGAAGUUUCUAUAAUUUUUGUUAAUGUGACAAGUUGGGGGGGGGGGGGGGGGAGUAAAGCUGGGUCUCCAGACACCAGCAGUGCACCUGUUAUAUAGACUGGUAGGUCCCAGUCCUUCAGCCAGAUCAGUGUAGCAAAGCUGAGUUAAUGACCUCUUUAAUGCAACGCAACUGUCCUUCCGUUUAGUUUUUGGUAAGCAUUUGUGAGUCCAUUCUACCUUCUGUGAGUUCUAUCCAACAUCCUUUCCAGUGAGUCCGAAGAAUUUUUUUUAUUUUUAAAAAAAUGCUAAUUAAUAAAGAUGUAUUUUAAAUUGACUCAAUGCAUAGGAAAGUUCAAGCAUCUUGAAUACAGCAAAGCUGGUUAAAAUAUAUUUGAUGAUUUAUAGAUUUGCAGUUUUUUUUCUGGCAGGGUGCUCUUUAUCAGGUGUAGCUGGGUAUUUACUGCUCGUUCAUACAGGAUCUUAUAUAUAAUAUAUAAUAUAUAUAUAUAUAUAUAUAUAUAUAUAUAUAUAUAUAUUAAUUGUCACUCCGACUCUCUACAUGUGUCUGCGUUAUGCAUCUUGUCCCGUAUCACAACACGGCCGGACUUUUAGCUUUGUAGAAAUAUCUGAUUUAAAACAGCCCAGCGUGAAGUGAAUUAUUAAUAGCGCACUUUGUUUUGUUUCCAUUGUGUGUGCUAUCCACACCUAUCUGAGACACAAGUUGUGUACAAUUCUGUCUUAGCUGGCACAUCUAGGCUCUGAGAUUGGUGUCCAAGAGAGGUACCGUCUAGUCACAUAAAGAGGACCAUUUUUGUAUUGUUACCUGAUUAUAUAAAUCUCAUUUACUGUAUGUGCUAAAAAAUAUAUAUAUAUUCCUUUUGUUAUAGAUUUCUCCUACAAGCAGGUUCAGCAAUAAAAAUGAUUUUAAUUCUUAAAUUGUCUUUUAUCCAACUAAGAGUUCAUGCCAAAUUGAUUUCUGUCUUUCGUUUAUACACUUGUACGCAUUUUGCUGAAUCUAUUGGAACAAAUGUAACACUGUAAUUUCACGUACUGAGAAAAUGAUUGAUAUGCUACUGCUUUUCAUAGGCUUCAUUUUUUAUCUCUCAUGAAUACCCAAAGGCUGUUUGUAUUAUUUUUUUGGUUGGAGCAAUCCCUGAUUAGCUGCCACAGUCAGAUAUGUAGUCUUGUAGAGUCUGUGUGUACAUAAGAUUUCCAGAUCUACUGUGUCCUCUACUUGUUGCUGAAAGCAGCCCCAACACUGCACCAUCUGCCUGACUUACUAUGAAGCCUGUCCAGUUGCAUCCUAUUAAUGAGUCUUUUGGGGAGACACCGCCUUCAACACAACUUACUUUCUGUGUCUGGUCAGGCUGGUGUUGCUUAUGGGAGUUGGUAGAAGAUUCUCACUUCUUGUGGUGUCACGCUGCUGCCUGCUGGUACUGGGUGAGACUGCAUCUGGCUUUCUGUACUGACUGUGCAGUGCGGUGUCAUUUCUCUUUCUGGGAAGUGGAUUUGAAACUAGAUCUAUGCAGCAGGACAGGAACUGGAUGUAGAUUCCAUGCCAGCAAUUCUCUGUGAGACGUGUGGUGCUGACCUGUGAUGUGCACUCAGGUGGGAAUGCAGUGGACUCUGUAUGCUUGGCCAGUUGCUAUUCAAGAUACUACCACAUGGUGGUAGCAGCAGCAGAAUAGAUGAACAAUUGAUCAUGAAAGAAUGAGGACCUCAUUUACAAAAUGCCUUGACACAGUCCAUCCUCUAUAAGACCACCCCUUAAAGUAAAUAAAGUAUAUGAUUUCUCUUAAAA
Messenger RNA from Pseudophryne corroboree (corroboree frog), 4336 nucleotides. RefSeq names its product protein kinase cAMP-dependent type I regulatory subunit alpha (gene PRKAR1A). The record is from RefSeq and is a predicted model, not a curated record. The transcript has 11 exons. Gene Ontology annotation, biological process: regulation of protein phosphorylation. Gene Ontology annotation, cellular component: cAMP-dependent protein kinase complex. Lineage: Eukaryota; Metazoa; Chordata; Amphibia; Anura; Myobatrachidae. Bases 203 to 1348 code for a protein of 381 amino acids. Gene Ontology annotation, molecular function: cAMP-dependent protein kinase regulator activity.